CAUAGAAAGCUGCAGCAAGAAACGAACAAGAAUAUGAACAACGAACUCAAACAGAAAGUUGAAUCCUGUUGUAAGACGGCUAAUGUCUUUACGCGAUUAUAUUAUGCUUCUUUGGACAAGCAACGACAUAAAACGGGUCGCUUUUAUUUAGAUACUGCGACCGUCAGUUGGAACGGCAAUGGCGCUCAGGGUCGAGAAAGAAUUGAGCGCUUCUUUCUGGAGUUACCGAGUUCGCAUCAUCAAUUGACCACUUUUGACUCCCAGCCCUUACUGGAUGCAGCUGUGGGAAAUCCGUCGACGUAUGGGAUCUUGGCCGGCGGAACGGUUAAAUACGAUGAGCAACCAAUCCGAAACUUUCAGCAAUCCUUCGUAAUAAUUGUCGAGAAUGAUAAUUGGAAAAUUGUCUCGGAUUGUUACAGAUUGCAGGAGCCAUUACCACAAGCAUUUAGUUCCUGCAAUUAAUUAAAAAAUCGACUAUUAAAGCGGUGUUGAUUAAAAAGUUCGUUGUUUUAAUUGUUUAAAAUAUCCACCCUUUAUA
Drosophila innubila is the source of this 538-nucleotide messenger RNA. Its product is annotated as NTF2-related export protein-like. Bases 34 to 462 code for a protein of 142 amino acids. NCBI's taxonomy places the organism in Eukaryota, Metazoa, Arthropoda, Insecta, Diptera, Drosophilidae. The transcript has 3 exons. The record is from RefSeq and is a predicted model, not a curated record. Gene Ontology annotation, cellular component: nuclear pore central transport channel. Gene Ontology annotation, biological process: protein import into nucleus.